AUGCGUGGUCUGAUUGAGCGAAUCACGGAAGACCUAAGAGAUAUCGAAGUGUUUCUCCCCAUAAAAAUAUCGACUAGAAGAGGUGAAAGAAUGCGCGAGUUCCUUACGGUGGAGCUUAAAUCAUUGAAGCAAUACGAACGGUAUUUUCAGCGUUUGAACCAGGAGAGCCAAGUGGACUACCUGCUCAUCAAAAAUUACAUGGAGGGCGAACUCCGACAGUUGGACCUCGAUAGCAAACAAGACGAGAAGGCAUCUUCGCUGAUUCCAUUCGCGACUAUAUUGGUUGAUCUUUGUGAGGCCAGGGCCCUAGUUCUACCAAUGAAUUCCCAGGAUGCUGCCCAGAAGUUGUUUGAGGUCCAGGUUGAAAUUGCCAAAAUCAUUGGAAAGGUUGAAAAUGAAUACACCAUGCAGCGGAUUGAAAAAACUGUGGCAUUCCGCGCGUCGCGCACCAUCGAUGCCCUGCGUGACCAUUUGAAGGAAUGGUAUCUAUUUUACAAAGGAUACGAUCCAUCCUUUGAUUGGUGGGUGUCAAAUCCGUACAGUAUCGUGGAAAGAAGUCUGAAAAGUAUUUCCGCAAUUAUUCGCGAUCGCCUUGUCGGAAUUAAGGCAAAAGAUGAUGGCGCAAUUGUUGGCCAGCCCAUUGGGCGAGAGGGACUUCUUGCUGAUCUUCAAGCGGAGAUGAUUCCUUACACCCCCGAGGAAAUCAUCUUGAUUGGCGAGAAAGAAUUUGACUGGUGUAUUGUGGAAUUGAAGAAAGCCUCGAGCUGUAUGGGGCUAAACAGCGACUGGAGACAGGCCCUUGAAAAGGUCAAGAAUGACUAUGUCGAGGCCGGGAAACAAACACAAUUAGUCAAAGAGCUUUUCCAUGAGGCUGUUGCCUUUGUUGAAAAAUAUGAUCUUGUCACAGUUCCAUGUGUGGCCAAAAAUGCCUGGAAAAUGUUCAUGAUGUCGCCAGAGCGACAGAGAAUAAAUCCAUUCUUCCUCGGUGGAGAUUCAAUCAUCGUAUCAUACCCGACUGAUACAAUGGACCACGAGGCGAAAAUGAUGAGCAUGCGAGGUAACAACAUUCACUUCGCGCGUGCGACAGUCUUCCAUGAAAUGAUACCGGGGCAUCACUUGCAGAUGCAUGUCAAUGCCAGAUCUAAGCCUUAUCGACGCAUUUUUGACAGCCCAUUCUCAGUGGAAGGCUGGGCCCUUUACUGGGAAUUUCUGCUCUGGGACGACGAAAGGUUCGAGAAAUCGCCCGAAAAUCGAAUUGGAAUGCUUUUUUGGCGGCUUCAUCGAUGCGCCCGCAUUAUAUUCUCGAUUAAAUUCCACCUUGGUCAGAUGGCGCCUCAAGAGUGCAUAGAUUUGCUUGUGAAUGCGGUUGGGCAUGAACGCGCAACGGCCGAAGGAGAAGUCAGGCGAUCUCUGAGUGGUGAAUAUUCACCACUCUAUCAGAUUGGCUACAUGGUGGGCGCAAUACAGAUUCACGCUAUGCGAAAAGAGGUCGUGGGCCAAGGUAUAAUGAGUGAAAAAGUAUUCCAUGACACGUUCUUGAAUGAGAAUCGGAUGCCAAACGAGAUCAUGAGGGCAUUGAUGCUGGGCAAAGAAUUAAAUCCUAAUUACAAGCCGAACUGGAGAUUUUAUCCUGAUGUGAAAUAA
Molecule: messenger RNA, 1644 nt
Organism: Penicillium waksmanii
Lineage: Eukaryota; Fungi; Ascomycota; Eurotiomycetes; Eurotiales; Aspergillaceae
Exons: 1
Coding region: 1-1644 (547 amino acids)
Source: RefSeq, a predicted model, not a curated record